AUGCCUAGCUCUGCCUCUCCCUUCUGGCGCACCGCAUCCAAUUCGGCCACCUCUCCGCCAAACAAAAAGGUCAUUGGCGCAUCCUACUCGCAUGCUGACAUACUCAAUUUCAGCUCACUGAGCGUCUCGGGCUCAAACUCGCGACCGCGGACCCCGCCAUCAGCCACCCACAGUCGCGAAUCGAGCACUGCGCCGAGCCGAUCAAGCAAGACAAUAUCGCCCCGACCCUCACGAGCGACGUAUAGCUACUUUAUGAACGACACGCACCAGGACUGGGACGAGGGAGAUGAGGACGACGCAGAUAACAUGUUCGAGGACGACGAGGACGAGUUCGGACUACCCAGCAUUGCGAACAUGCGGAGAAAAGGUCGACGGAAACAAACAAUCAAGGCAAAUGAUUCAGGUGGGACUGUUAGUAGGGAUGGUGCGGGUGCAACAGCAUGGCGAGGGAUAGACAGUGGGGAUAUAGCAGAGGAACGCGGCAUACCCAACUAUCCUACCGCCAAGAAGACAGAAGGAAAGAUUCUACGCCCACAAUAUCAAGAGAUCCUUAGAGACCCCGCAAACUCUUUACAUCUUAUUUCCCAUCCCACAGUUGCCCCAAACGCGUCGGCAAAGCAGAUCGAAGAACACUCGGCGCGAACGACAAGGAUUAACAAGUUCAAGAGGAUACUACAAGCUAGCACUAUCUCAUUGUCAGAUCUCCGAGACUCUGCCUGGUCAGGUGUACCAUCCGAAGUGCGCGCAAUGACAUGGCAGGUCUUAUUGGGAUACUUGCCAACCAGCAGCGAGAGGAGGGUCGCAACACUAGAACGCAAGCGGAAGGAAUACCUCGAAGGAGUACGACAGGCCUUUGAGCGAGGUACAUCAAGUAGUGCAAGCGCCGUCGCGUCUGGAAUGGCCGCGAACCGUGGGCGAGGACGCGGCUUGGACGAAGCCAUAUGGCAUCAGAUUAGUAUCGAUGUGCCUCGGACAAACCCACAUCUCGAACUCUACAGCUACGAAGCAACGCAACGGUCGCUCGAACGGAUACUAUACGUGUGGGCCAUUCGGCACCCCGCCUCAGGAUAUGUGCAGGGUAUCAACGAUUUGGUAACGCCGUUUUGGCAGGUCUUCCUAGGUGCUUACAUCUCAGAUCCCGAUAUUGAGUUCGGCAUGGACCCUGGCCAACUACCGAAACAAGUUUUGGAUGCUGUCGAGGCCGAUUCAUUCUGGUGUUUAACAAAACUCCUGGACGGGAUACAAGACAACUACAUUGCUCAUCAACCGGGGAUCCAGCGAUCAGUAUCGAGCUUGAGAGAUCUCACCACACGCAUCGACGACCAACUGGCUAAGCACCUCCAAAAUGAGGGUGUGGAGUUCAUACAAUUUAGCUUCCGCUGGAUGAAUUGUCUUCUAAUGCGUGAGAUAUCUGUGAAGAACACGAUACGAAUGUGGGACACCUAUCUAGCUGAAGAAGACGGUUUCUCAUCCUUCCACCUUUACGUCUGCGCCGCUUUCCUCGUCAAGUGGUCCGACCAGCUUCGCAAGAUGGACUUUCAGGAGAUUAUGAUGUUUUUGCAGUCACUGCCGACGCGGCAAUGGACCGAGAAAGACAUUGAGCUGCUGCUGAGCGAGGCUUUUAUCUGGCAAAGCCUAUUCAAGGGUAGCGGUGCGCACUUGAAGAAUACUGGCUCAGCAGGCAGUGGUGUAGGAAUGGGUCCUGACUAUUAA
Messenger RNA from Pyrenophora tritici-repentis Pt-1C-BFP, 1713 nucleotides. RefSeq names its product GTPase-activating protein. The record is from RefSeq and is a predicted model, not a curated record. Gene Ontology annotation, cellular component: Golgi apparatus. Gene Ontology annotation, molecular function: GTPase activator activity. Lineage: Eukaryota; Fungi; Ascomycota; Dothideomycetes; Pleosporales; Pleosporaceae. Gene Ontology annotation, biological process: activation of GTPase activity.